This is a messenger RNA of Acyrthosiphon pisum (pea aphid), 1206 nucleotides long. Its product is annotated as tol-Pal system protein TolA. The record is from RefSeq and is a predicted model, not a curated record. NCBI's taxonomy places the organism in Eukaryota, Metazoa, Arthropoda, Insecta, Hemiptera, Aphididae.
GUUUUUUGUUUAUUACCGGUGGUCACCGAAACUACGAAACGAAAGCAAGUUUUUCGGAACUAACCUCAUAAAACUCCAGAAAUUGCAGCAGCAGGAAGAGCUACAGACGCUAUGUCAGCAAGUAGCAGAUUUAUGUAUCGGCGCAAAGUCUAUCAUUCAGAAAUUUCAAAUCCAAACUUCCAGUAAGCAACUGCGAAAAGGGCAAGGCCCCGUCGCAGUAAAAGCUGACCUCACUGCCAUAGAAAAAACCGCUGCCGCCGCCAAAGCAGAAGCCACCACUAAAGCCAAAGCCGCCGCCAAAGCCAAAGCCAGAGCCGUAGCUGCCGCCAAAGUCGCAGUCACUGCCAAAUCAGAAGCCAACGCCAAAGCCAAAAAAGCCAAAAAAGCCAGCGCUAAAGCCACCGCCGAACCCGCAGUCAAAAACAAAAACUCAGCUGCCUCCAAAGCCAAAGUCGCAGCCGCCGCCAAAGCCAAAGACGAAGCUGCCGCCAAAGUUGCAGCUGUCGCCGAAGCCAAGGCCGUAGCUGCUGCUAAAGUCGCAGCCGCCGCCGAAGCCAAAGCCGACGCCGAAGCCAAAGCCAUAGUUGCCGUCAAAGUCGUAGCUACCGCCAAAGACAAAGUCACAGCCACCGCCAAAGCCAAAGUCGCAGCCGCCGCCGAAGCCAAAGCCGACGCCGAAGCCAAAGCCGUAGCUGCCACUAAAGCCGUAGCCGCCGUAGCUGCCGCUAAAGCCGCUAAAGUCGCUAACGCCGUAGCCGCCGCAGCUGCCGCUAAAGCCGAUAGAGCCGCUAAAGCCGUAGCUGCCGUCAAAGACAAAGUCAAAGCCGCCGCCAAAGUCAAAGCCGCCGCCGAAGCCAAAGCCGAUGCCGAAGCCAAAGCCGUAGCUGCCGCUAAAGCCGAUAGAGCCGCUAAAGCCAUAGCUACCUUCGCCUUUGCCUCCGCCACCAAAACCACUGCUGCUGCCACUACGAAACCGAAGCAGCGAAGCCAAAAGAAAACCGCCAUCAAGGGCCGCCGCGCUGCAGCUAAAGCCGCAGCCGCAGAAGUUGACGUCACCGCUGGGUCUGUAAUGACAACCCUACGACAAUAAUUUGUUGUCUGUGCCAGUGAUGUAAGGUGUAUCUACUUUCUGAUCAUCAUAGUGUAUUUAAUUGUUUUACUUUUUAUGUGAUCUUAAAUUACCAUAAUACAUAUUUCUGUUAAAAA